Molecule: messenger RNA, 1110 nt
Organism: Vigna unguiculata (cowpea)
Lineage: Eukaryota; Viridiplantae; Streptophyta; Magnoliopsida; Fabales; Fabaceae
Source: RefSeq, a predicted model, not a curated record
AUGGUGGUGGCCAUGUGGAGGGAAGGAUUAGCAUUUCAUCUCGUAAGAAGUCCUUAUUAUAGGAGUGCCUUUUCUUACGCUACCAAUACUUCUAAUCUUAGUGGAUAUGUACCACCAUCAUAUAAUAAAUUGAGAGGUCCACUGCUUGAUAAAGAAAGAGCUCAUGUAGAAAAUCUUCUGCAACCUAUAAAGAAUUCAUGGAAGCCAAAAGGUGUGACAAUUGUUAGCGAUGGAUGGAGCGACCCUCAAAGAAGACCUAUUAUCAAUUUUAUGGCUAUCAAUGAGAGUGGACCAAUGUUUUUUAAAGCAAUAGAUGGAUCUGGGGAGACAAAAGACAAGGAUUUUAUUGCCAAACACAUGAGAGAUGUAAUUAUGGAAGUUGGACCAAAAAACGUGGUACAAAUGAUCAUAGACAAUGCAGCAGUAUGUAAGGCAGCAAGUAUGAUCAUAGAAUCAAAAUUUUCUUCAAUCUAUUGGACUCCUUGUGUAGUGCACACCUUGAAUCUUGCAUUGAAAAAUAUUUGUGCGACAAAAAAUACAGAAAGAAAUAGUGAUCUUUAUGAAGAAUUUUAUUGGAUCUCACAAAUUGUUGAUGAUGCUACAUUUAUUAAAAACUUCAUUAUGGGGCACUCUAUGAGAUUAUCAAUGUUUAAUAACUUCAAUUCAUUGAAGUUUCUUUCUGUUGCUCCAACGAGAUUUGCUUCAACCAUUAUCAUGCUUAAAAGAUUUAGAAGCUUGAAAAGAGGACUCCAAGAGAUGGUAAUUAGUAAUGAAUGGUCGGAUUACAAAGAGGAUAAUGUUGAUAAUGCACGAACAGUCAAAGAAACUUUAUUGAAUGAUAAUUGGUGGAUGAAGGUUGAUUAUAUACUUGCUUUUACUGCCCCUGUUUAUUAUGUUAUCAGAAAAAUAGAUACGGAUAUGGCUACUCUUCAUUUAGUGUAUGAGAUGUGGGAUUCAAUGAUUGAAGAUGUGAGGAAGAUCAUAUACCAACAUGAAGGAAAGGCACAAUGGACUAUGGCACCUCCUCGUCGAGCUUCUCAAUCAUCCCAGGGGGACGCACCCGAUAUUUCCAGAGCCAUAGAGGCGAUGGUAGCAGCUGUGGCGCAGUAG